Solea solea (common sole) is the source of this 824-nucleotide messenger RNA. Its product is annotated as heme-binding protein 2-like. Gene Ontology annotation, cellular component: cytoplasm. NCBI's taxonomy places the organism in Eukaryota, Metazoa, Chordata, Actinopteri, Pleuronectiformes, Soleidae. The record is from RefSeq and is a predicted model, not a curated record. The transcript has 7 exons. Bases 46 to 696 code for a protein of 216 amino acids.
UGGACCGUUUUCAAACACACAGAAGAAACACAAUACUCAGUCAGGAUGUUCUGUGUUUCAGGGCUUGUUGUCUUUAUGCUGGUGCUGACGGCUGAGGCCAGAGUUGGGAACUCCUCUGAGUUGGAGUUCUGCACUGACACAAAGGAGUGCCUGCUGUACAAAGAACAAAUUUGUAAGAAUGACGAUUAUGAGGUGCGUCACUACGAAUCUGCAAAAUGGGCUUCAACCAACAUGACCACCACAUUUGAUUUGGCAGCAUUUUCUUGUUUCCAAUAUCUGUUUAAGUACAUCAGGGGAGAGAACGAUGGGGGGCAUAACAUUGAAAUGACAUCGCCCGUUGUGAUGACAAUACCUGAAGUCAAGUAUACAUUUCUGGGGAUAGGUAUGUACGAGAUGAGUUUCUUGCUGCCAUCUGAAUAUCAGAUGAAUCCCCCAAAGCCUACGGAUUUACGCGUGUACAUCAGCGAAACACCGGACAGGAAAGUGUACGUAAAGAACUACAGUGAAUUCUUCUGGAAAGACACUGACGAAAUGCACGCAAAUUCUCUGUCCAACAAACUUGAUUCAGUUGGUGCAAACUUCAAAAGACAAGCUCACCACGCCGCUGUGUAUAACUAUCCAUUUUCAAUGGAUAAAAAACACAACGAGGUGUGGUUUGUCGCUGAGGGGGAGCCGGUGUGUUUCAGUGAGGACUGAACUGCUGCAGCUGGACUUUGUGUCCUGUGACAACGAGGAUUCGGGAAAUGUAGAUGAUCUAUUCUAGAUGCACCAUAUUAAUCAUGACAUGGAGCCAAAUGUUCAAUAAAGUUCUGCUUAUUACAUCA